Torulaspora globosa is the source of this 2037-nucleotide messenger RNA. RefSeq names its product Tel2p (gene TEL2). The record is from RefSeq and is a predicted model, not a curated record. Gene Ontology annotation, molecular function: Hsp90 protein binding; telomeric repeat DNA binding. Gene Ontology annotation, biological process: protein stabilization; telomere maintenance via telomerase. The coding region runs from base 1 to 2037 and encodes 678 amino acids. Lineage: Eukaryota; Fungi; Ascomycota; Saccharomycetes; Saccharomycetales; Saccharomycetaceae. The transcript has a single exon. Gene Ontology annotation, cellular component: cytosol.
AUGGGGAAUUCCGACAUUGCCUUGCUAGAGAACAGUCCAAAUGCUUCUGUUUUUCACACGGUUCUGAAGAGUUUGAACGAGCGAGAUGAGCUGCUUUCGCUGGUUGAGAUCCUACCGAUAAUAAAGAAGGUUGUGCCGAUCUAUCCUUCGUUAAGGCAAGAAUCAAGAAAAAUACUUUUGAAUCUCCUUUCGAGAAACUUCAACUUCAUUGCACAACUAGUAUCUUUCACAUCGUCGUUGCCAGAGAAACAGGCAGAAAAAAGGAUCUACAAAUCGCUGAUAGUCAAGCUGAUUGUAGAGAACAACCAAUGUUUGUUAAACUAUCUGAAACAGUGCGCCACGAAUAAGAUACUUUACAAUGACAUGAAAGCGCUGCUAUUCGGGAGUAAACUAUUUAAUUGUAUCUCGACCGAAAUGGAUAUUACUGACUAUCUGAGACUUUUACGGGAGCACUGGCGAUACGCACUAACCAGUACAUCCCAGCAGGAGUUGAUGCAACGCGGGAACCAGCUUGGUGAGCUUUUAAUCACGAUGUUAACGUUGCAUCCAGUUCUCACUAGGGUUAUCAUGGCUGAAGAAUUCCUCCUAACAACAACAGAGUUCUUUAAGUCGCUUAAGAUAAUUGUUCACAACUCCACGCCCUUGAAUCGGCAGAAGCUCCUGAAGAAUCUCAUCUAUCCAUAUUUAGACGUGCACGCUACCAGACACAAUUGUCAGUCGGUUUACUCUAUUCUUAGGGAAUUGGCCAUUGGCGAUUCUGUUGAUGGGUAUUACAUUCUGCGUUUGAAUUCGCCAGUUUUACAGGAGUGUACCGUACGACUUUUAUCUUCAAAUUCAUCAGCAAGAUUGCUCAGGUUGCUGCUGCAGAUGUUUGCCAAAAUUGACAUAGCCAGCGAUGAGAAAGUCUGCGAAAUACUUGUCAUGGUUUUGAAGUACUCGUGUAACUCUGAUUUAAAGAGCCGAAUUGGAACCGAUACCAAGUUUCUCGACGGUGUGACUGCUAGAUUGAUGCACAAGGAUCAUGUAGUCAGGGAACGCACUAUGUUCGUCGCUAAAGUUGUCUCUAAUGGUGAUGUAAAAUACGACAGCGAUUUUGUGAUUGACAUUCCAGAUUUGAAGCUAUCUGACGACAAUUUAACUAUUGAUUUUAGUAGCCUGAGCACCUCUGCAACAGACCCACCAAACAUGUCGCGACCUUCAACUCAGCCGCCUGUUGACAACUCCUUUUCGGUUGACAGCGAUGACGAUGAUAGCGAUUAUGAUGAAAAAGGAAGAGAAAUCGUCUUCUUGAAGGACCUGGUCAUGGAGUUUGCAAGAUUGGAGAAUAAGAGAGGAAUAAGCCCUCUGUCGCUUUUGAAAUUGACAGUGAAGCUAGUAAGACAAAAGAAGGAUUUUCCUAGCGAAGUAUCCUACUAUAGUACGGGUUUAUUGUCCAGCAUCGCUUGUCUGAACAAUAAUCUAGACGAGCCGCAUUUCGAACAAGGCCGCAUCAAUGCCCUUGUGAGCAUGCUAGUGGUAACACCUGAUAAGGCCACAGAACUUAUGAGAAUUUUCUUCACAUCUGAACUCUCUUUGCAACAAAAAAUAUCCAUAUUAUCUAGUUUUGGGCUCUCGGCAAGAGAACUAAGAGGCUUUGAUGACGAAUCGAUCGCCAAACCACAGUAUGAUUUUCCUACCAGUCGGUUACCUUGGGACAAGCCAGAAAAUGCGUCAAUCGAUGAUCAUCAACUUGCCUAUGGCCAAGAUUUGUCGAUGCAGAAGGUUGUUUGGAAAUCGAAGAAGCUUACAACAAGUUAUAAGAAAGAGCCUAUGAAGAAUCGGUUCAGGCGAUAUGCCGGGCUUUUUUUUUAUCCUUUAGCUCAGGCAUGGCUCGAUGGCAUAAAUCUCGGUACCUUCGAUGAGCUUUUCAAGUCCCAUUAUCUGAUGACGCUUCAUAUUAUAUAUCGUUGUGCUGAUCCCGUACACGACUACGACAGAAUUACAGAGCUUAUGAAGGAGGUUUUAGCAGACGCCUCGCAGCAAGGUAUCAAGAUAUGA